Perca fluviatilis (European perch) is the source of this 930-nucleotide messenger RNA. RefSeq names its product olfactory receptor 142-like. Gene Ontology annotation, biological process: G protein-coupled receptor signaling pathway. The coding region runs from base 1 to 930 and encodes 309 amino acids. Lineage: Eukaryota; Metazoa; Chordata; Actinopteri; Perciformes; Percidae. Gene Ontology annotation, cellular component: membrane. Gene Ontology annotation, molecular function: olfactory receptor activity; G protein-coupled receptor activity. The transcript has a single exon. The record is from RefSeq and is a predicted model, not a curated record.
AUGAUAAACUCUACACAGGUUUCAUAUUUCAUACUUGCUGCCUAUUUUGACACCGGGGGUUUUAAAUACUUACUUUUCUUGCUUAUUUUGUCUUUAUAUGUUUUCAUAGUUUGGGCCAAUGUUUUGCUGAUUGUGGUUAUCUGUAUGAACAGAAGCUUACAUGAACCUAUGUACCUUUUUCUGUGCAGCCUGUUUGUAAAUGAACUGUAUGGUAGUACAGGGUUGUUUCCAUUCCUUCUUGUUCAGAUCCUCUCUGACAUUCACACUGUUUCUGCUCCCUUCUGUUUCCUGCAGAUAUUUUGUGCACACUCUUAUGGAGCUGUUGAAUAUUUAAACUUAGCCAUCAUGUCUUAUGACAGAUACCUUGCCAUCUGUUAUCCUCUACAAUAUAACACUCGUAUGACAUCUAAAAAGAUAGCCGUGCUUAUUGCUGUAACAUGGUUAUAUCCUUGUUUUGCAAUGGUUGUUUUGCUGUCUUUGCGUUCUCCUUUACAGCUGUGUGGGAACGUCAUUAACAAAGUUUACUGUGAUACACACUCUGUUGUGAAGCUGUCCUGCUCUGACUCAAAUGCAAUCAACAUGUAUGGACUCAUUGCCACUUUUAGUACAAUCUCUGUUUCUUUACUGUUAAUCCUUUACACUUACAUGAGCAUUCUUAAAGUGUGUUUUUCUGGUUCUAAGCAGACCAGACAGAAAGCUCUUAGUACCUGCACACCUCACCUCGCUUCCCUCUUGAACUUUUCUUUUGGAGCUUGCUUUGAAGUAUUACAGAGCAGGUUUGAUAUGAGCAGUUUACCCAAUAUGUUGCGCAUUUUUCUGUCAUUGUAUUUUCUUACAUGUCCGCCACUUUUCAACCCUGUACUGUACGGCCUGCAAAUGUCUAAAAUCCGUGUCAUAUGCAAAAGUCUCAUAUCAAAAGCAGCCUAUUAA